AUGGAAAAUAUAAAAAUAAGUUAUGAAGAAAAAGAAAAAUUUCAUAAAGCUUUUAGACAGCAUGAAUUCCGAAUAUUGUUUGAUGAAUAUUUUGAUGAAAUAUCUGAUAUAAAAUAUAGAAAAGAGAAAGAAGAUUAUCUAUUAAGUUUAUAUUUUAAAGGUGAAUUAAAAAAGGAUCAAAUUUUAAUUAAACCAAUUGAGGCAUUUUGUGUUAAAACAAAAAUUCUUUAUGCGAAUCAAACUAAUCAAAAACUAUUUUUAAAUAUUUGUUCACAUGAAGGGAUUGAAAAUAUUUCUUUUCAUAAUAUUUCAAAUAAAUCAGUAAAUAUUCCCUACUCUCUUUCUCAAAUCAGACCCGAUAAAUAUGGAAACAAUUUAAGUUGCUUAACAAUAGAUUGCUGUGUUAACCCAUCCACUGUAGAUAUAAUAAGAAGGUACAAUGAAUUAUUAAAUUUUUUAUUAGAAGAUAUAUGCUUAAAUAUUGAAAGAAAUAUUAUGAAAGAUAAAGAAAAAAUAUGUCUAGAUUUUAAAAUUUUGAGUAAUAUGAAAUGCAAAGGUGAAAAGCCUUUUUUAUUGUGUAUAAAUAAAAAUGUUAUCAAAAAAAACAUUCUAGUAGAAGAAGAAAAAAAGUUAGCUAUCCUAAAAAAGGAGUAUGAAGAAAAAAAUGUAAUAUCAAAUAAUAUCAGUGAAACUCUAAAUAAAAGCAAAAUAGAAACUGAAAUAAAAAUGGGAAAACAAAAUGAAGUAAACAUUUUAAACAAACAAGAAAUAAAUAUUCCUACAGAAAUAAAAAAAGCAAAAAUGGGGAAAAAAAAAGUUUCUAUAUAUCAUCAAGGUUCUUUAAAUGUAUCUUCCUUUUUUAAAAUAAAAGAGCAUAAUAACAUUUCUCUUAAUUUACCGAAUAAAAUAAAAGUUUUAAUUAAUACAGAUAAUUAUGUUAAUAAAAAUGAUGUUAAUAUAACCAUUGAAAAAAAGGUGCUUGAAUUAAAAUUUACCAAUGAAGAGAAAAAUAUAACUGUAAAUUUACCGUAUCCUUGUAAUGACAAAGAUUAUCAUUGUUUUUUAAAGAAAGAUAAAAAAAUAAUUGAAAUAUACUUAAAUUUAUGCGAAGAUUUUGUUAAAGAUUAUGCUAAUAGUAUGUAUGAGAAGUAUUUUUCUAACAAAACUGAAGAAAAUGAUUCAUUAAGUUAUAUUGAUGAUGUAGUGAAAAAUUACGAACAAAAAAAAAUUAUAAAAGUACAUGAAGAUAAGGAGAAUAAGGAAAAUGAAAUGGAAAAAGAAAAAAAUGAAUUAAGAAUUGAAACUGAAAAAAUUAAGACUAAAAGGGAUGAAUAUAAAAAUUAUUCUGAAAACACAAAUCAAAAAUUUUUAGAAAGUGAAAAUUCUUCAGUUAAAGAAAGUAAAGAGAAACUCCUUUGUUUAGAAUCUAAAGAAUAUAUGCCAAAAGAAAAAAAAAAUAAGGAUGAAAAAAAAUUGGUAACGAAUAAUUAUGAAACAAAAUCGGACAAUUCUUUAAACGUAAAUUAUAGAAAGGGUUUUUUAAAUUUUAAUAUAGAAGAAAAUUUAAAUUGCAGCUUACAAGAAGAUUAUAUAAAAAAAAAAAAUAAUAAAAAUGAAAAUAUAAAUAAAGAUGCUUCACAAGAGAAGAAAACAUUAUCUUUUAGUGACACAUUAAAUAAGCAUAAUAAUGUGUUAUAUAAUGAAAAAAAAACUUCCAAUGAUCUGAAUAUAGAAGUUAUUAAUGAAACGAAUUUAUUUAACAAAGAACAAACUGUUAACAAAAUAAUAUCAGCACAUAGUUGUGAAAAUAAAAAUGUAAAAGGGUGUUGCAAAGAGCAAGCUGAGAAUGACGAAAAAUUGAUAUCAAAAAAUAAAAUUGAUAUUAAUGAAAGUGAAUUUUUAUGUGAUACUAAUUUUUAUAAAAAUAUAGAUAGAGGGGUUAUUUUUUCUUGUAUGUUAUGGACUACAUAUAUGUAA
This is a messenger RNA of Plasmodium relictum, 1977 nucleotides long. Its product is annotated as conserved Plasmodium protein, unknown function. The transcript has 2 exons. Lineage: Eukaryota; Apicomplexa; Aconoidasida; Haemosporida; Plasmodiidae. Gene Ontology annotation, cellular component: cytoplasm. The record is from RefSeq and is a predicted model, not a curated record. The coding region runs from base 1 to 1977 and encodes 658 amino acids.